CAAGCAGCACUGUUAAGUUUUCUUCGGCUUCAACGACCCGCAACGCUUGGUCCGCUUUUUUUUCGUUCCCUGUCUUGCACGCCGCCAGGAAACUGUAACUCAUACAUGAGCAUGCUCACAGGCUCACUGCCUCCCCAGCUGUAGGAGGGCCGUUUUAUCAAAUGACUUCAAUGGCGCCACCAUGAGGCGGUUUCUGCCGACAACGAAUUUCGGGUCUGCCGUGCGCUCGGCCAGCUCCGCCUCCUCCGCCUGUUCCGCCUGCUCCGCCUGCUGGCCCGCGGCCCCUCGGCCCUUCCUCUUCACCGGCCGCCAGCGGCACUUCCAUCCCUCGCCGGCCACCACCAUUCCGCGCCGCCGAAACUUCUUCACCUCCAAUGUCCUCCUGCAGCAGGAUGGCAGCGAGCCAGGUGCCCGCAGUGCCCCGGUCGAGAAGAAGGCGGCCGAGGGCAGCGCGAGUCAGUCCGCCGCCCAGAAGAAGCGCAAGCCGCCGCUCAAGAACUCGCUGCACCGCGUCGCCAUCGUCGCCCAGAAGGGUGCGCCCGUGAAGACGCCCCCGCCCGCCGCCGAACCGCCUGCCGGACCGGAUGGCAGCAACACCAUCAGCGCCGUAUGCGUGGCCGAGUCCUUCGACAUGGACCGCGUCGAGGACAUAUUGAGGAACCACGGCUUCUCGCUCGACCCCGACGGCACCGGCUUCGAGCCGCACGAGGUCGUCCACGCGCGCGGGCUCAACAACGCCGACAUCUUCGUGUUCCCCUCGGGCACCGUCGUGACCUGGGCGCUGCCGUCCGACGUGGUCAACACGCUGGCCACCCGCCACCUGCUGCCGGCCGCCGAGAUGCCGUUCAUUGAGGAGAAGGAGGAGGAAGACCUCGAGUUCCGGGUCGACCCCGAGCAGGAGCAGAGCCGCAUGAGCGGCGCCGUGGUCGUGCUCGGCACGCGGCGCGAGGUCGAGGCGGGCGACCGGCUCGACACGACGCUCGCCAAGAUCGCCUUCUCGUCCGGCCUGGCGCGCAGCACCAAGCUGGCCGUGCUCGAAAGCUCGCUGACGCGCUACCUCGAGAGCACGCGACACAUCGCCGACCGGCUGUCGCAGGGCCUGCGCGCGCCGCUGUCGCGCGAGCUGAUCCUGCAGAAGGCCGGCGAGCUGCUGAACCUGCGCAGCCAGCUGAACCACUACAACGACCUGACGGACGCGCUGCCCGACAUCUUCUGGGACACCGAGGAGAAGCUGGAGACGUACUACGCCAAGAUCGGCAAGGCCCUCGACGUCGGCGUGCGCAUCAAGACGCUCAACGACAAGAUGACGUACGCCCAGGAGGUUGUGGGGGUCGCCCAGGGCGUGCUCGACAUCAGCGAGAAGAUGUCGAGCGAGAGGCACAGCACCCGCCUCGAGUGGAUCAUCAUCAUCCUGAUCGCCAUCGAGGUCGCCUUCGAGCUGAGGCGGCUGUACAUGGAGAGGUAUGAUGUGUUCCAGGACGAGUUGCUCGCCGAGCUGCGGGCCUUGAGGACGGACAUGCGACGAGAGGACAAGGUGGACACCGCCCGCUAACCUACCUAGGUGUGUCAGGCGUGUUGGUUGUAAUACAUAUACAUCUGUAAAUCACUGGCGUUUAUGAUACCCAACUCGAUAUUCAAUCGUAAAACCCAGCACUGCUGGCAAAAGAACCAACAGUGCUAACCCAUGACCAUUCGCACGUCCCGUUUCUCUCUCUCUCUCUUUCUCGCCCCAUCGUUUCCCCAAUUUUACACAUCAAGCUGAAUUCUGGGAU
This is a messenger RNA of Thermothielavioides terrestris NRRL 8126, 1772 nucleotides long. RefSeq lists its product as uncharacterized. Lineage: Eukaryota; Fungi; Ascomycota; Sordariomycetes; Sordariales; Chaetomiaceae. The record is from RefSeq and is a predicted model, not a curated record. Bases 182 to 1552 code for a protein of 456 amino acids. The transcript has a single exon. Gene Ontology annotation, biological process: positive regulation of mitochondrial translation.